This is a messenger RNA of Eucalyptus grandis, 2280 nucleotides long. RefSeq lists its product as uncharacterized. The transcript is spliced from 6 exons. The record is from RefSeq and is a predicted model, not a curated record. Lineage: Eukaryota; Viridiplantae; Streptophyta; Magnoliopsida; Myrtales; Myrtaceae. The coding region runs from base 589 to 1863 and encodes 424 amino acids.
UGUUUUCGCUUCUUCGAACCCUCGCUCGGGCUGUCGUGCUCUCGAAGUGAAGAAUGGAGCCACGAAUCAUACACAGAACUCAUGAGUCCACCAGUACCGGCGGAAUUCGUUCCAAUUCCAUUUCCUUAAUUCUUAGAAAAAUCGAAAAAAAGAAGAAGAAGAAGAAGAAGAGAGGAGAAAACAUUAAAACGCCCCUUCCUCUUCCGUCCCCUCUUCUCUUCCCCGAGUCUCUCUCUUCUCUCACUUUCUCUGACCUCCAAAUCCCCUCGAAAACUCGCGCUCAGUCGAAGCAGCAGCCCCACACAAGCACGCAGUUUCUCUCUCUCGCUCUCUCUCUCCCUCUCAUUGAGCUCCGUUUCUCUCUCCUCUCUCAUCAAAAUCGAAACUUUGGUGAGUUGGUGAGUACCCUUUCACCCCCUCGCGCUGCUGAAUCCCAAACCCCUAAACCCUCGCUCGCUCGCCCGCCUACCCUCCCCGCCCCCAGCAAAUUUCCCCUUCUUCUUAAACCCUAAUUCGCUUCGAUUCUCGCGCGCAAUCCGCUCCCAUCGGCGGUCCCGUCCCGAUUCGCGCGCCGUUGAUUGCCUUAUAAUGUCCAACUCCCGAUUCGCGCGCCGCGAUUGCCUAGAACCGACUCGGGUCCACCCGGAUAGCCGGUUCUACAACCCGCCCCCCGUCCGGCGCCACCAGGAGCAGCGGCGCCACCAGGAGCAGCAGCAGCUCCUGCAGCAGCAGCAGCAGCAGCAGCAGCUGCUGCAGAAGCAGCUCCAGAAGCAGUCCCGGAUCGACUCGGCCGAGGCGGAGGCCCGCCCUGACUCCUCGGACGAGUCGGCAUUGUCGCGGCCGAACUCGGUCUGCUCGUCCUCGCCCCCCAGGACCCCGAAUUUGACCAAUUUGGAUCGUCUCAUGGAUUCCGUCACGCCCUCGGUCCGGGCUCACCCGCCUGAGUUGAGAUCGAGGCGUUUGCGAACACGUGAAGCUGAUCCACACCCUUAUUAUUUUCUUGAGGAUUUAUGGGAAUCUUUUAAAGAGUGGAGUGUCUUUGGAGUUGGAGUGCCUCUACUGUUGACUGGGGGUGAGCCUGUGAAGCAGUAUUAUGUUCCAUCAUUAUCUGGUAUUCAGUUGUACAUAGAUCCUCUUAGACCAAGGAGAACGGGUGAAGACAGUGAUGCUGAGACAUCGAGAGAGACAAGCAGUGCUGGCAGCAGUGACUGUGAAGUGGAAAGAAGAGGGAAGGGUAUUGUUGAUGCAUCAUGGAAUCAACACAAUCUUAUUAAUUCAAACUCGCAGAAGAUGAAUAGACUGACAUUAAGAGAGAAGCCUCUCGUGAGUUCAUCGAGUGAUGAAGCAGAUAUUGGCAAUUCCUCUGGGACGCUAUUAUUUGAGUAUUUGGAGCAAGAGCAGCCUCAUCAUCGCAAACCUUUUUAUGACAAGGUUUCAAUUCUCGCAUCUCAGUUUCCUGACCUAAAAAGAUACAGAAGCUGCGAUAUAUUGCCUUCAAGUUGGAUUUGUGUCGCAUGGUAUCCAAUAUAUAGAAUACCCGUCGGCCCCACUCUGCAGAAUUUUGAUGCAUCCUUUCUAUCAUUUCAUCCUUUGUCAACGCACUCAAGAAGCAAAUUCGAGCCACAGCUUCAUGUUUCAAGUGGCAGAAGGGCCCGUGGAGUUAGCACACCCUCUAAGUUUUCUCUUCCUGCUUUCGGUCUCGCUUCCUAUAAACUAGGAGGCUCAAUUUUAACUCCUAAUGGACCACAUGAAUCCCAGCAGGCGAACUAUCUCUUGCAAGCUGCUGAUGAUUGGCUCCGGCGGCUGCAGGUUUCUCUUCCAGAUUACCAGUUCUUUGUCUCCCACAACACACAGUGGAGAUAACAGAAGGAUGACGAUCCCUUCUCUAAAGUGCUUUGCUCUAUAGGCAUAUGAUUUUACGGUGUCAAUUUUGAUAAUGGUAUAUGAGAUAGAAAGAAUGUGUUUUAGAGUAAAAGGCAUCUAUUUUCCAUUAUGCCCCGCUAAACAGAUUGUUUUAUGUGCCUUCAUAACUUUGUAAUUAUGUUAAUCUCCCCCUGCAAAUUUAGUUGUCUAGAGGGGGAAAGGUGAAAAAAAUUACUUUAUUGAUUCAGGUUCAGCUUAGGUAGCUCUGACUUUUGAGUUCCAUGAAAGAAUUGCAGUCAGUUGGGAAUAUUGGAAGGAAAAGAAUUACUUAAUGUAUGUAAAGUUGAAAUAUGCAAGUUGCAUAGAUUUCUACAUGAUCAACCAUUGGUUUUCUAUAUGAUAAUCAAUUGUUUUUUA